Messenger RNA from Micromonas commoda, 1028 nucleotides. RefSeq lists its product with no specific name. The transcript has a single exon. The record is from RefSeq and is a predicted model, not a curated record. NCBI's taxonomy places the organism in Eukaryota, Viridiplantae, Chlorophyta, Mamiellophyceae, Mamiellales, Mamiellaceae. Bases 28 to 954 code for a protein of 308 amino acids.
AGCGCGUCGAUCUGGGAAGCGUGCGCGAUGGUGGCGGGACACAUCCUCGACGCCGUGGACGUGCUACACAGCAGAGUGCGGGGCAAGAAGCGCUCGGGGAACAGGGAGAUGUCCCACAACUUCGUGAUGCACGACAAGCUCAAGCCGUGGGUCAAGUGGGCGUUCUGGUUCACCAACGUGCCGUAUUGGAUAAUCUGCGGCCUCGCGCUGUACCAGUCGCUGCCCGCCAAGGCGCUGCAGCACCCGGUGGCGGAGUGCCUCCGGCCGUACUGCGGCAGCAAUCUGUUCCACGCGAUAUGCGUCGGGCUCGUCGCGCUCGCGUCCAGCGCGUUCCACGGCGCGCAACUCAACCUGGACCGCGCGUGCGCGUGCGCCCUGCACGAUUGGAAUAUCCUCGUCGGCCGCGCGGAGCAGCUGACGGGGGUGACGCUGACGCCCCUUCACGAGGUCGGGUCGAUGACGGUGGCGACCCCGAGGGGUCUGAGGAGGCGAAGCGGGCGGCUGAACGACAAGAGGAUGAGCGGUAGCCCGCGGGCGUUCGACGACGGCGUGCCGAACGGACUCAACGACCACCCCAGCGACGACGAGGAGGAGCUCUGCCAGUUCGUGGGCGAGGAUGCGCCAAUCUGGGAGGCGCCGAUGGCGGGCGCCAUCGCGGGGGUGACGGGCGCUUCGCCCGAGCGACGCAGGCUGGUGUCCAACCUGCUGUUCUGCGACGUGCUGUGCGCGAACGUGUACGUCAUGUUCCUACUGUCGUGCAUCGGCGCCAAGAGGGGUCACCUCACUGAGGUUGUCGAGGCAUCGGCACUGCCGGUGGUGUGCAUGUUCAUCGCCGCGGCGUGCAAGCGAAGGGGGAUGUACCACGGGUACGUGUUCUUCCACUCGAUCUGGCACUUCACGUCGGCUCUGUUGAUGUACGAGAUGCUGUACGAGAGGUUCGGGGAUUCGUGGUGAGCGACGCGGCGGGGGUGCGCGUGUUACCGACGAGAUGGUUUUUUAGCGUGUUUGGUCGUUGCGUAUUACGUGUC